AGAGAAAUCCCUUGCGAAUUGCGCCUCUUUAAAAAGCCUAGCACCACAAAACCCUAAACCCUUACUUACAGACCUCUAUUACAGUCUUUACGUCCUUCUCUACCUCCAACCCAAAUUAAACUGGUAGAUUUCUUCACUUAUGGCUACAGCAGCUCUCAUCCGCUCUCUACGACGCCGUGACGUCGCCUCCGCUCCUCUUUCAGCCUACAGAUGCAUAAUGAUUGCAAAAUUGGUGGUUUUCUUACGAAUCCAUAGUUGCGCUUUGUCUGACUCAUUAAAAGCUGUUUGAGAAUUGAGGUUGAGAUUGUGAAAUGGCUGAGUUUUGGUGUUCAUCUGUUGUGCAGUUGACUAAUAAUGUGAAGCCAUCGUGGGCUCCUUCUAAUUUCAGCCAAAAUUGGGCUGGUUUGUCCAGAGCUUUCAGUGCAAAACCUGCAGGUGGAGAUGUUAUUGGUGUUGAUUUGGGCACCACAAAUUCAUGUGUUGCUGUUAUGGAAGGGAAGAAUCCCAAAGUCAUUGAGAAUGCUGAAGGGUCUAGGACAACCCCUUCAGUUGUUGCCUUCACCCCAAAGGGAGAGUUGCUUGUGGGCACUCCAGCAAAACGUCAGGCUGUGACUAAUCCAAGCAAUACAGUUUUUGGAACUAAGCGUUUGAUUGGUAGGAAGUUUGAUGAUCCUCAAACACAAAAGGAGAUGAAAAUGGUUCCAUAUAAGAUAGUCAGGGCUCCAAAUGGUGAUGCAUGGGUUGAAGCCAAUGGGCAGCAAUAUUCACCUAGCCAAAUUGGGGCCUUUAUUCUGACCAAGAUGAAAGAAACUGCAGAAGCAUAUCUUGGAAAAGGAAUUACAAAAGCUGUGAUCACUGUGCCAGCCUAUUUCAAUGAUGCUCAAAGACAAGCUACAAAGGAUGCUGGAAGAAUUGCUGGCCUUGAUGUGCAGAGAAUCAUCAAUGAACCUACAGCAGCAGCACUUUCCUAUGGUAUGAACAACAAAGAGGGUCUCAUUGCAGUUUUCGACCUUGGUGGUGGGACUUUCGAUGUUUCUAUCUUAGAGAUCUCAAAUGGUGUUUUUGAGGUUAAAGCUACAAAUGGUGACACAUUCUUGGGAGGAGAGGACUUUGACAACACCCUUUUAGAGUAUUUGGUCGAUGAAUUUAAGAGAACUGAGGGAAUUGAUCUUUCAAAAGACAAGCUUGCCUUGCAGAGGCUCCGUGAAGCAGCAGAAAAGGCUAAGAUAGAGCUCUCAUCAACAACUCAGACUGAAAUCAACUUGCCGUUCAUCACGGCUGAUUCGUCAGGUGCUAAACAUUUGAAUAUCACACUGACCAGAUCCAAAUUUGAAAGCUUGGUGAAUCACUUGAUUGAAAGGACCAGGAUCCCAUGCAAGAACUGUUUGAAGGAUGCUGGCAUAUCCACCAAGGAAGUUGACGAGGUUCUUCUUGUUGGAGGGAUGACUCGUGUGCCCAAGGUUCAGGAUAUAGUAGCUGAGAUCUUUGGAAAGAGCCCUAGCAAGGGAGUAAACCCAGACGAGGCAGUGGCUAUGGGAGCUGCACUUCAGGGUGGGAUUUUACGUGGAGAUGUCAAAGAAUUGCUUCUCCUUGAUGUCACUCCCUUGUCACUUGGUAUAGAGACACUUGGUGGCAUCUUCACCAGGUUGAUCAGCAGGAACACGACAAUUCCUACAAAGAAGUCUCAGGCUUUCUCCACAGCUGCUGACAACCAGACUCAGGUUGGUAUCAAGGUGCUACAAGGUGAGCGUGAAAUGGCAUCUGACAACAAGCUAUUGGGAGAAUUUGAUCUUGUCGGUAUUCCACCAGCUCCCAGGGGCAUGCCUCAGAUUGAGGUGACCUUUGAUAUUGAUGCCAAUGGUAUUGUUACUGUCUCUGCCAAGGACAAAACCACUGGCAAAGAACAGCAGAUCACCAUCCGUUCAUCAGGAGGUCUUUCAGAAGAUGAGAUUGAGAAGAUGGUCAAGGAGGCUGAACAGUUUGCUCAGAAGGAUCAGGAGAGAAAGGCCUUGAUUGAUAUAAAAAAUAGUGCAGACACCACUAUCUACAGCGUAGAGAAAAGCCUUAAUGAGUACAGGGAGAAGAUUCCCUCUGAAAUCUCGAAGGAGAUUGAAGAUGCUGUUGCAGAUUUGAGGAAGGCAAUGGGCGGAGACAGCGUUGAUGAUAUCAAAUCCAAACUAGACGCCGCAAACAAAGCAGUUUCAAAGAUUGGAGAGCACAUGUCCAAGGGCAGCAGUGGUGGAGGUGAUGGUGCUUCUGGAGGAGGUUCACAGGGUGGUGACCAGACUCCCGAGGCUGACUUCGAGGAGGUGAAGAAGUGAGGGGUUAACUUCGGUUGCUGUCAUUUUUGACAUGGCUUACAGUCAUAUUUGAAAGAAGAUCCUUUUUAAUUAUAUAUGCACUUAGGAUGUACGUUUCCUAGCGAUUUUGUAUCUAAAUGGCGAGGUUAAAUUGAAUGUAUUAUUUUUGUUCAUUUGAAAACCGCCUAUGGAGGCCGAGGCCGAGGCCCUUUUAAUUAUAUCAAUAACCAAAUUUUUCUGGGAGGA
Messenger RNA from Populus trichocarpa (black cottonwood), 2546 nucleotides. RefSeq names its product heat shock 70 kDa protein, mitochondrial. Gene Ontology annotation, biological process: protein refolding; cellular response to unfolded protein. The record is from RefSeq and is a predicted model, not a curated record. NCBI's taxonomy places the organism in Eukaryota, Viridiplantae, Streptophyta, Magnoliopsida, Malpighiales, Salicaceae. Bases 312 to 2321 code for a protein of 669 amino acids. The transcript is spliced from 6 exons. Gene Ontology annotation, cellular component: mitochondrion; cytoplasm. Gene Ontology annotation, molecular function: misfolded protein binding; heat shock protein binding; ATP hydrolysis activity.